AUGACCACCAAUGGCCUGCAGCUAGCACCUGAGAAAUCGGAGUGUGUAGUUCUGACAAACAAGAAGAAAUUUCGCAACCCGGACCUUUUCAUCCAUGGUCAUCAGAUCCCGUCCAAGCGGGCCAUCAGAUAUUUGGGAGUCCAAUUGGAUACCAGGCUUUCAUUUAUCGAACACGCGAGCACUGUAGCUGUUGGGGCGAGGAAGGCAGUAGCCGCCCUGGGCAGACUCAUGCCUAACGUCGGAGGCCCGACGCAGGUGAAAAGACAGCUCCUAAUGAGUGUGGUCCAUAGCCGACUGCUAUACGGUGCAGCAAUCUGGUCAGAAGAAGUAUCCAGGUUUCAAAAGUCUAGUAACGUAAUGCUACAAGCGCAGAGGUGUGCGGCACUGAGGGUUGCAAGGUGUUAUCGUACAGUGUCCGAUAUGGCAGCCCUUGUACUGGCCAAGAUGCCCCCGGCAACCCUCCUAGCGGGAGUCAGGAAACAGAUUGCGGCAGCGAAAAAAGCCGGCGCUGCUCUGUCCAAGCGUGAUAUGAUGGCCGAUGUCCUUAGACGUUGGCAAAAUCUAUGGGACUCUACCGGAAAGGCGGCAUGGACUAAACGGCUGAUACCCAAUCUGUCCAGGUGGUGGCAAUGUGGUCCACGCGAAGUGAGCUACCACAUGUCGCAGGCCCUUAGUGGCCAUGGCUGUUACCAAAAUUACCUUUGGACAAGGAACAAGGCGCCGAGUCCAGCUUGUCCCCACUGCACCGCAGAGGUCGACGACGCUGAGCACACUGUGUUUGUGUGCUUCUUCUGGAGUGAGGAGAGGAAAGAGGUUGAACAAUCCCUGGGCCGGCCAGUACGUCCGGAGGACGCCAUGGACCUCCUGUGCGGACCAUCGGCAGCGGAGUUACCAACCGAAGUACCACUCAGGGGUAGGAUCCUGGCUGCAGCAGAGAAAAGGAAAGUCCAGUUCGCUCAGAUGGUUGAGGUGAUCAUGGGCCGCAAGGAGGAGCUGGAGAGGGCGAGACAGCGGGAAGCUGCGGUGGAAUAA
This is a messenger RNA of Macrosiphum euphorbiae (potato aphid), 1032 nucleotides long. The record is from the annotation of a GenBank genome assembly. NCBI's taxonomy places the organism in Eukaryota, Metazoa, Arthropoda, Insecta, Hemiptera, Aphididae.